Musca domestica (house fly) is the source of this 2715-nucleotide messenger RNA. RefSeq lists its product as uncharacterized. Lineage: Eukaryota; Metazoa; Arthropoda; Insecta; Diptera; Muscidae. Bases 832 to 1857 code for a protein of 341 amino acids. The transcript has 2 exons. The record is from RefSeq and is a predicted model, not a curated record.
GAAAAAGAGAGAGCAUAAUCAAAGAGUUUCAACUCUUUGCAACAUUUGCGCUCACCGGACACGAAGUGUGUUGUGCUAAGUUCUGAGCGAGCCACAUAUCCGCGUGGACGAAUGGAGCAAAACAUUCACAACAAAACGGAUAACUUUGGCCCAACAGACGACGAAUCAUUACAAAUGCAGUUGCACACGGAGACGGUUGGUUGUCGGCUCGCAAAGAAAACGAAACGAAACGUGUGGCACCACGGCCACAACAACAGGAACGGUUAACGGCAAUUUUUUUAAAUGGAAAAGCAUGCAAUGCAAAUAUUGAAAGGCAACAAAAUUUAAUAUUACCAAAACAACAGCAAAAAAUAUAAACAGAAACAAAUGAAAAGAAAUAAAAUGUAACGCCAGAAUUGUUUUCCACCAAAAAAAGGAAAUAAAACCGAAAAAGAAAACAUUUCAAUCAACGACAAUAAAAAAAACACAAAAAUAAAUUACGAGAAAUAUUUUUAAGUGAACCAAAAAAAAAACAACAAAAAGAAAUUCAAUGCAUUUAUUUCUAUAACAACUUAAAAAAAAUAUUGAAAAGCAAAGCAAUUUAACAUAUCAAAAAUAAAAAUAAAAUUAUUUAAAAAAUAAAAAAAAAAAAUAUCGUCAAACGUCAAUGGAAAUUAUUUUAAACAGAAUUUUAGUUAUAUUACAAACCAAAAGCUAAUUGAAAACGAUAAAUUAUUUUUAAAUACAUUACAACAAGUGUUCAAAAGUGAAACGUGGGACGAGAGCGCGCAACACCCUCUGACAUUAGCAUAAUAGCAUCGACACAGUCACCCAGCCAGUCAGUCAGCCAACAUGAAUUCCAAAGUGGGCUCGUUAGAGGAAAAAGUCAAACUGCCGCCUACGGAAACAAUUAGUCGCUGCUAUCAGCCGCAGGGCAAUCGUAAGGUCAUUCGCAUCUUAACGGUUGCCGUCUAUGUGCUGUGCGUCUCGUUGGCCGCCAUUAUGCUGUCGCUGUAUUAUAUAUUCAUAUGGGAUCCGACGAUACGCCCAUUUGUGACCAAAGGCAAUAAUUGUGACAAAAUUGUGAUACCCGAAAAAAUUGCCAUUCGUCUCAUCAACUCAUCUGAAGUUACCGCCGAACAAUUCUACAGACACAUACUCGAACAGUAUCGUAUUCUCAAUCAGCUGCAACAGCAGCGACAACAAUUUCUACAAAAACAACACAUACAACUGCAACAGAUGGCAGCUGGCAAUAAAUUCCAAGAGAUUUUCGCCACUGCAACAAUAAUCCAAUCGAAUCCCAAGGAUCGCAUCAAUAAACCGGUUUCGCCGACCAAUGGAACAUUCCUGUUGGACCCGGCACGUCAGCCUGUGGCACCUCCCCUCAUCGAACCGGAUCGUAUCCCUUUGGGUAUUGAGGAACAAGUAGCAGAGGAUUUGAGGCCCGUUGAAACCCUACCGAUUCUGGAUACCGCCCCCGUAGUCUAUGGCAAACGUAAAUCACAUCGCAAACACUAUCAGCAUCAUCGACGUAAUCAACGAAAUCACCAGAAAAAGGAAAUGCUAGAGGAGGGUGGUGUUGGGGAAAUGAUGCCAGAGGUGGAAAAGGUUACCGAGGAGAAAUACAAAGAGGCAGCCCUCAAUCCACCCACAUCCAUUGUACAGGAACCGGUCUAUACCUCGAUACCGAUCCCAUUGAUUUUGAAUUCCAAAGAAGAUAAGCGACCCUAUCACACGCACGGCCACAGUCACGGUCAUGCGGAGAAGCGAACCAAAGCGUUGGCGAGAAAACGCAUUACAGCACCCUCGGUUUCCGGUUAUGAAACAAAGUCCUAUUUGAAUCCAUUUCUGAACGGUGAAUUGAUAUUUGAAAAGUAAAUGUGGAUAGGUGGGAGGUAGAAGGAGACACACGCAGCAAGAACAAACUAAUGAAAAGUAACAGAAAAACCAGCCAAAUUAGUAGUUUUUAGAGAAUACAACAAAAAAGCAAAACAAAACAAACACAAGGGGAAAUGGGAUUGAAAAAUGGAUUUGAUAACGAAAGAAAAGAAACUAUUAAAGAAUUGAGGGCAAACAACUAUUUAGAAAAUGGAACACAAUAAUUGAUCAAAGACAUUUCACCACAACAACAACAAAACCAAAAAAACAAAACAACAAACUCAACUCCGACCUUAAUAAUGAAACGAAACACAUGGAACUUAGGAAACAACAAAACCAAAAAAAGCCAUAUCACUCACGCCAAUCCAAAAUACGAAAAAAAAAAAACGCCAGAGAGACACACACCCACACCUUAGUAACUAUCAGCUACAAAACACACACACACACACAGAUAUUUGUAAUAUGAAAAUAAAAGAAGAAAACAAACAACCGGAGCCGUAACCGGAACCAAAAAAAAAACUGAAAUCAAAUUCCAAAGGACAACAAAUAAUCCUGGAGGUGAAAAAAUAUUGAGUUUAUUUGAGGUAUUGGAAAUGGAAAUAAAAUUUAAGAUUUGGAAAAAAUGUUUUCUUUGAGGAAAGGGGUUUAUUUUUUAGAGAAAAAAAUCAUAUUAUCUAUGGAAAAGAUUACUCCAUAAUAUGAAAAAAAUUAACCAAUAAUUUCUUCUAUAGACAAAAAGUUAUCCGAUAAUGUCUUCUAUAGACCCAAAGUUACCCGAUAACUUUGUCUAUAGAUAAAGGUUUAUCAGAUAGCUUUGUACAUAGACACACAUUUAUCUGAUAACUUUUUCUAAAGACA